Messenger RNA from Triticum aestivum (bread wheat), 1828 nucleotides. RefSeq names its product protein NETWORKED 4B. Gene Ontology annotation, cellular component: vacuolar membrane. Gene Ontology annotation, molecular function: actin binding. The record is from RefSeq and is a predicted model, not a curated record. Lineage: Eukaryota; Viridiplantae; Streptophyta; Magnoliopsida; Poales; Poaceae.
CUCACGCGUUUGCUUCAAGCAUUGACCCGAGCAUAAAUCUUCCAGCUACCUGUUCCUGGCCCCUUCUUGAUUUCUUUCUAUCCCCUGCCUCUCCGUGUAGUGCUCAGAUUUGGCCAGCAUGAAGGCAUGAACAGAGCUGGCGCCUCAGGUGCAGGAUCCUGACGACCUGCGUCUCUGAAGGGGGAGAGGGGCUUCUUUUCUCAGUGCUUGAAUCUGCUAAACUUCUAGCUCUCCUUGAAGAUUUGUGAAAAAUGAAGCCGCCUUUGGAAAGGAACCCAUCCAGGAAGCGCCAUUCAUGGUGGUGGGAUAGUCACAUUAGCCCCAAGAACUCAAAAUGGCUUGCAGAAAACCUCGAAGAAAUGGAUAAGCAAGUGAAGGAAAUGGUGCAGCUUAUUGAGGAAGAUGGCGACUCCUUUGCAAAGAAAGCUCAAAUGUAUUAUCAGAGGCGCCCAGUGCUCGUCACCCAUGUUGAGAACUUCUACCGGAUGUACCGCGCUUUAGCUGAGCGCUACGACAAUGUUACCGGUGAACUGCGCAAGAACAUCCCUUCAAGGAUGCAGUCCCAAGGAUCGUUAUCCGGCUCUGAGUUCGGUUCAGAGCUGCAAAGGUCGCCCACACCAUCUCCUGAGCCACAGAAGUCCUGGACAAGGGAGCAGAGCCCUAGAGCCGCCGGUUUCGAUUUCUUUCUGAGUAACAAGAGCAAUGACUCACCAUCCUCAAGGAAGGAGCCUGAGUCAGCUUCACAGUCAGAAUCCGACAUGAAGUCUGAGGAUGGCGACGAUGAUGGCAUUGCCUACACAUUGCACCAGAGAGUUCUCGAGCUCGAGGACGAUCUCAACGCCGCGAACCGGAAGCUGCUUGAUGCAAACGAAAAGCUCGAGGUUUUCGAGGAGAAGAGCCUGAGGUGCCAUUGCGAUUAUAUGGAAAAUGGAAAUGGCUCCGAUCAUGCUCCCAAAAUUACAGACAUCAAUGGAGAGUUCGCGUCAACUAAGGAGAGGCUACAAUCUUCACAAGUGGAGAUCAACACUCUCGAAAGGAGGCUCGAGGACGCCGCAAUUUUAUCAGAAGAGCACUCUAGGCUGCUGGAACAAAACAAGGGACUGGAAGCUGAAAUCGUCAGUCUGAAGGAAGAAAUGGCUUCAGCGAGACGGCGUUUCGACGACAAACUAUCCGAGAGCGACGCCGAGAUCAGCAAGUACAGGCAAGAGCUUGCUGCUGCAUCUCAGAAGCUGCUGCAGGAGAAGUCCACCAACAGUGCAGAGGUGGGUAAGCUGCAAGAGACUAUCCGGAUCAGCAGUCGCGAGCUGGAAAAAGUUUCUGAAGAGAAAUCUCUGGUGGAGCAGCAGGUGAAGGAGCUGGAGGAGGCGAACGCCGAAGCCGAAAGGCAGAGGCAGGAGCUCGUCCAUGCCGCCGAAAUGCUGUCGGAGGACAAGUUCAGACACGAAGCUGAGAUCCUGACGAUGCAGCAGAGCAUCGAGGACCUGAAGCCGAAACUCGAGAGCAUCGCAAGAGAGAAAACGCUGCUGAAACUCUGGUUCGCGGAUCUGGAGCGUGUCGUGGAGCGAGGAAGGAGCGUCGUCAUUCCCCCGGAAUAACCCGGUUUCGUCGGGAAAAUUCAGUAGCUAGAAUUUAGUAAACUAGCAGUGCUAUCUCUUUAUUUUUUUGGCCUGAGAUACAACAUCAUGCAAAACUGAGAAAGCCUACCAUGGACAUCAGUGUUGCCUUUUCUUGGAUUAUUUGUUGCACUGUGAGGUGAUGGGUGGUGGUCAUGGUGUAUGAAACAUUUGCACUGAACGCAUUUCCUUUGGCAAUAAACUGUGUCCGAUGA